AUGGUGGUCGCAGGCGCUGACACUGUCGACAAGGACAGCGUCUUCGCAAACUACAAGUCGGUGUUCUCGACCCAAUUUGCUGUGUCACUGGCCGUCGAGUUUGUGGGCGUGAUGUUCUUCCAAAUCCUUGGAGGAUGCUCCGAACCCAAAAUGGCGCCCUUUGUGAAUGGCUUCGCUUUGGCCGUGUGGAUCUACGUUGCUGCCAACAUCAGCGGUGGUCACCUGAACCCUGCGGUGAGCUUCAGCACAGCUGUUUGCGGCUUCUACCCCGUCAUCCACACCGUGAUCUACAUCGCUCUGCAGAUCAUUGGUGCGAUCGUAGGAGCCUGGGUCUCGGCCGGUUUGGUACCAGGAGCUGGCAUCAUGAUCGGCACUGGGGCAACGGGACCAGGAUGCUUCGAUCGCAGCGUGAUCAAGGAUGUCACGGACGCGCAGGUCUUCGGCUGGGAAUGCGUGAUGACCUUCACGCUCAUCUCUUGCGUCUAUGCCUGCGGUGUGGCUAAGCCGGGACACGGAAGCCACACGCCCUUUGCAGUGGGCCUGGCGUUGCUGGCAUGCGCGGGCUCCGGUGGACAAUACACCGGUGCUGCUCUGAAUCCGGCACGAGUGCUGGGACCGAUGGCUGUGUUCCAAUGCGGCAAGGAUGUGGCCGGCCUGUACAUUGCAGGCCAAUUCGUGGCCGCGAUCCUUGCAAUGUCGGUCUUCGCCUUCGUCUCGGGCCUGGGCCCUCUGAACCCUUUCAUCGCCAAGAAAGCCCUGCAGCUCUCUUGGCCUGAG
Molecule: messenger RNA, 777 nt
Organism: Symbiodinium pilosum
Lineage: Eukaryota; Dinophyceae; Suessiales; Symbiodiniaceae
Source: the annotation of a GenBank genome assembly